Messenger RNA from Aspergillus ibericus CBS 121593, 1557 nucleotides. Its product is annotated as eukaryotic translation initiation factor 3 subunit F. NCBI's taxonomy places the organism in Eukaryota, Fungi, Ascomycota, Eurotiomycetes, Eurotiales, Aspergillaceae. The transcript has 3 exons. The coding region runs from base 177 to 1214 and encodes 345 amino acids. The record is from RefSeq and is a predicted model, not a curated record. Gene Ontology annotation, cellular component: eukaryotic translation initiation factor 3 complex, eIF3m. Gene Ontology annotation, biological process: translational initiation. Gene Ontology annotation, molecular function: translation initiation factor binding; translation initiation factor activity; metallopeptidase activity.
GCUUAUCUUAUCUUAGCGCGAAAUUCGCUUUGCGCACACACAAUUUGAGCCUCGCAGCAGAACCUCCGCCGCAGCAGAGGCGGAAGAUUUAAUUAGAAGACCGACCCCAGAGUGCCACUUCUCCCCCACGGCCAGGACGCGAUCAACCCGAGAGACCGUUCGACCUACUUCCCAUCAUGGCUGACACUGAUUCCUUCCUUCACCUCGCUCGCCCUCUGGGCCCCGUGGCAGUGGGGACUGCACCGACUACCGCCCCUCUGAACGUUGUCAUCCAGCCCCAGGCCCUCUUCUCGAUCUUGGACCACUCCCUCCGUCGCAACGCCGACCAGGAGCGUGUCAUCGGUACUCUGCUGGGAACCAGGUCCGAGGAUGGCACCGAGGUGGAAAUCCGCAGCACCUUCGCUGUCGGACACACGGAGACGACAGACCAGGUUGAGGUGGACAUGGAAUACCAGAAGCAGAUGCUGGCCCUGCACCUGAAGGCCAACCCCAAGGAAGUGCUCGUCGGUUGGUACGCCACGGCGUCCGAGCUGAACACCUUUUCCGCCUUGAUCCAGAACUUCUACAGCGGCCAGGGCGAUGGCACAUGGCCUCACCCCGCCGUUCACUUGACCGUGUCCACCGAGGCUGGAAAGGAUAUCGAGACCCGCGCCUACAUCUCCGCCCCCGUCGGUGUGACCGCCGAGAGAGCCGCGGACAGCGCCGCCUUCAUCCCCGUUCCCUACGAGAUCCGUUACGGCGAGGCCGAGAAGAGCGGUCUGGAGGCGAUUGCUUCGGCCCGGGAUGCUGAGGAGCGUGCCGCCAACAUCUUCACCGACAUCGAGGCUCUGGAGCGUGCGAUCGAGGAUGUGCUGGGCAUGAUUGACCGGGUUUCCCGCUAUGUCGAGUCGGUCAUUGAUGAGGAGGCGCCUGCUUCGACGGCCAUGGGCCAGUUCCUGCUUAACACCCUGGCCCUGGCGCCCAAGGUGGAGCCUGCUGAUAUCGAGCGUGAUUUCAACAACCACAUCCAGGACGUUCUGGUCGUGUCGUACCUGGCCAACACCAUCCGGACACAGAUGGAGCUGUCCAACCGUCUAGCCACCGCCCAGCUGACUCUGGGAGGCGAGUCCGGCAACGCCGAGUCGGGAGGUCAGCGUGGUGGCCAACGGGGCGGCAAAGGAGGCCGGGGCGGGCAACAGCGCCAAGAGCGCAGUGGAGAGGAGGCUCGCGCGUAAGAGUGAUAUAGGGUUAUUAUAACGAAACCUUUCCAUUCUUCUUUAACAUUAUUCAUUGUGCAAUUUUUUUUUCUCUUUCAUAUUCCUUCUCUGUUUAUUUGAAAGCACCAUUUACCCCUUGUCUUGGGAUAUGUCCAAUGCCCUGUUAUCAGCCACGGUCACUUGAUCUAUAUUUCGGUCUGGCAUGGCGGCACUGCAUCCGCAAAAGGAACAAAAAGAAAUCCUGGGUGAACAGAGAUAACUGAAAACGAACUAUCCGGAACGGAAUGGAAAAGGAAAGAAAAGAAGCACGGCGUAUGGGAGUCCGUCUGGCUUUGUUCAGAGUGUGCUUGGAAAUGGAAAA